AUGGUCUCUGUGAGUUGCCAGGAGCUGCUACCAUCCUUGACCAGCUCUUCCCUGCUAGAGAACUUUGCCAGUGCUCUGCAACGCAGCAUGCCACCAUCCCUUUUGCCAGGGCAUGGCAGCGAGUCCAGCCACCCAGAAGGCUCUGGCCAUCUCCUUUCAGGCAGCACCAACCACUCUGAAAGCACCUUUCCCCCCUUGCCUGGUGUGAAGGUGGAAGACACAAAACCUCAAGUCAGUGUCUGUGAGGCUCACCUCAAGCUGCCUGAUUUCUGUGGCAGCCUCUCCCAGGAUUUCAUUCCCACCCUGGAGGAGAUUGAGGAGUUCCUAAGGGAGAAGGAUGAGUUCCUCAAAGAUGAAGCAAGCGAGCUUCACCCAGCUGAAGGGAAGGUUGAGAUCAAAUCUGAGAUCAGCUUAGGUAGCUCUAGGGAGCAGACUAUCUCCAGUGUGGUUCAAGAAGAAGAGGUCUCAAAUGCUGCCCAGCCUGGAGGGACAGCUGAUGGUAGUGACCAGGCAGUAGCUGCUGGGAGCAUUCCUGUUGUCCUCCAAAUCCAGCCUCUCCAGAUGGACAGUGGCAGCCCACUAGCACAGAGUGUUACAGGUGGGGUCAGGAUAGCCCAGCUGGUUAUCAGCUUGCAGGGCCAAAACCUGUCCCUCUUCCCUCAGGUCCAGCCCCCUGUGACCAUCAUGGACCAAAAAUAUGUCAAAAUUGCCCCCCUGCCAGUCGCCAUGAGGCCAGGGGCACCAGGGGAUGUGCAGGAGGUGGAGGCAACCCCCACGUAUCAGAAAACCCUCCCUUCCCUCGUCCGUGUCCAUAAGUGCUCACACCCAGGCUGUGGCAAGAUGUACACCAAGAGUUCUCACCUCAAGGCUCACUUCCGUCGGCACACUGGCGAGAAACCCUACAGCUGUGCUUGGCCGAACUGUGGCUGGCGGUAA
This is a messenger RNA of Antrostomus carolinensis (chuck-will's-widow), 936 nucleotides long. Its product is annotated as Krueppel-like factor 15. The record is from RefSeq and is a predicted model, not a curated record. Bases 1 to 936 code for a protein of 311 amino acids. The transcript has a single exon. NCBI's taxonomy places the organism in Eukaryota, Metazoa, Chordata, Aves, Caprimulgiformes, Caprimulgidae. Gene Ontology annotation, molecular function: DNA-binding transcription factor activity, RNA polymerase II-specific; RNA polymerase II cis-regulatory region sequence-specific DNA binding. Gene Ontology annotation, biological process: regulation of transcription by RNA polymerase II.